GAAAUGUCAUUCAAGCGAAGUUGGAAUUCAGAAUUUCAGCAUUCACCAUACAAGGAAAUCUGUAUAUUUUGUAUUUCAAGGCCGUUGGUAAGCAAAGCGAAAGCCAGAGAAGCAACUGCAACCCGACCAUGACCUCCAGUCCAUGCAUAUUCUGCUUGGAUGAACAGCGAGCGCCACGUCGCAUCUCCUGUGGCCACUCCUUUUGCGCGGAGUGCUUCGAGCGAUAUCUCAAGCUGGGCCAGGACUCUCGAUGUCCGCUCUGCCGGCGUGACUUCCGAACGGACUUUCAGCCCUCUAUUCCACAUCCUCUUUAUGCCCUCUCUGCCGAGGCAGAUUCAGACUCGGGUGAACUGGGCCUGCAGACGGACACGCUAGUGCUGACUCUGUCGGAGCAGGAGUGCCGGUUCUUUGAGCAACUGUUUCGGGAGGUCAGACAGACAAAUAGCCACCGAACUGAAUUCUAGUCCGCCUUUCGUUUUAUUUGUUUGUAUAUUUAUUUGUGUUAAAUGUAUAUUUACUGUUAAUCCUUGUUAACUACUUUAUAAAAGUUCG
Drosophila kikkawai is the source of this 552-nucleotide messenger RNA. RefSeq lists its product as uncharacterized. The record is from RefSeq and is a predicted model, not a curated record. Lineage: Eukaryota; Metazoa; Arthropoda; Insecta; Diptera; Drosophilidae.